GCUUCUUCGUCGUGGUGCCUUAACGAGUUGGUGGAGAUCAUGAAAUGUAGAGAUGAGUUGGGACAAACAGUGAUGACCAUAUUCUAUGACGUUGAUCCAACAGAUGUAAAGAAGCAAACCGGAGAUUUUGGGAAGGUUUUCAAAACAACUUGUGACGGUAAAUCAGAAGAAGAGAUUAACAGAUGGAGAGAAGUUUUGGAGGCUGUGGCAAAAAUCGCUGGAGAGCAUUCGCACAACUGGGAUAAUGAAGCGAUCAUGAUUGAAAAAAUCACCAUUGAUGUUCUAGACAUGCUUAAUCGUUCCUCACCGUCGAGAGACUUUGACGAUUUAAUUGGGAUGGAAGCUCAUAUAGAAAGAGUAAUAUCGUUGUUGGAACAAGACUCUGAUGAAGUGAGGAUGAUUGGGAUAUGCGGUCCGUCUGGGAUUGGAAAGACAACCAUUGCCAGAGUCUUACAUAGCAAGUUAUGUAACGAUUUUGAAUUGAGUGCCUUUAUGGAGAAUAUCAAAGAUUUGAUGCAAACAAGAUCUCUGUUUUCUGAUGUUUAUAGUGCAAAGUUGCACUUACAAAAACAGUUAAUGUACCAGAUACUCAACCAUAAGGAUAUGGAGCUUCCUCAUUUAGGAGUUGCACACGAUAGGUUGAACGACAAGAAAGUGCUUAUUGUUCUUGAUGGUAUUAAUCAAUCAAUGCAACUAGAUGCUGUCGCAAAAGAAUCUAAAUGGUUUGGUCGUGGGAGUCGAAUUAUCAUCACAACACAAGACCAAAAACUUUUGAAGAAACGUGACAUCAACCAUAUCUAUAAGGUUAAGUUUCCAUCAACAUAUGAAGCUUAUCAAAUGUUUUGUAUGUAUGCUUUUGGUAAAAAAAUUCCUAAAGAUGGUUUUGAGGAGCUUGCUUGGGAAGUUACACGACUUUUAGGUGAACUACCAUUGGGACUAAGAGUUAUGGGCUCCAACUUCCGAGGAAUGUCUAAGGAUGAAUGGGUAAAUGCACUACCAAGGUUAAAGACUUGCCUUGAUGCUAGUAUUCAAAGCAUUUUAAAGUUCAGUUUUGAUGCUUUAUGCAAUGAAGAUAGAGAUUUAUUCCUUCAUAUAGCAUGCCUUUUUAACAAUGAUGAAAUGGUGAAAGUUGAAGAUUAUCUUGCUAUAGAUUUCCUGGAUGUGAGGCAAGGCUUUCACCUCUUAGCUGAGAAAUCUCUCAUAGCUCUUGAUUUCAAAGGUAUUAACAAUGGAGUGAUAAAAAUGCAUAAUCUAUUAGUACAAUUGGGCAGAGAAAUUGUUCGUCAUCAACAUGGGCUCCAAUCCAUUCACGAGCCUUGGAAGCGUCGAUUUUUGGUUGAUGCUAAAGAUAUUUGUGAAGUACUUACUGAUGGCACGGGUAGUAGAAGUGUUAUAGGUAUAUGUUUCGGCUUAAAUAACCUAUCAGACAGAUUAAAUAUAAGUGAGGAAGCUUUUGAAGGAAUGUCUAACCUUAAAUUCUUAAGAUUUGUGGCCCCAUACGGCGAGGGAAGCGAUAAGUUGUACUUACCGCGAGGUUUGAAUUAUCUACCUCAUAAACUUAGAUUAAUAGAAUGGAUCUGUUUUCCGAUCAGAACCUUGCCUUCCAAUUUUUGUACAAAGUACCUAGUCAGCCUAAAUAUGCGGAAAAGCAAACUUGAGAAGUUGUGGGAAGGAAAUCAGCCACUUGGAAGCCUGAAGUGGAUGAAUUUAAGUUACUCGAGAAACCUAAGGGAGCUACCUGAUUUCUCAACUGCGACUAACCUUAAAGAUUUGAAUCUCACUAGAUGCUCAGGCUUGGAAGAGAUUCCCCUCUCUAUUGGAAACGCCACUAGUCUCCAAAAGUUAAAUCUUGAUAUGUGCACUAGCUUGGUGGAGUUGCCCUUUUCUAUAGGAAGCCUUCAUAAACUCCAAGAGUUGAGAUUGCGGGGAUGCUCAAAGCUAGAGGUGCUUCCUACCAACAUUAACUUGGAAUCUCUCCAUAGACUUGAUAUGACUGAUUGCUUAUUGGUGAAAACUUUUCCUGAUAUCUCUACAAACAUUGAGCAUCUCAGUCUCACAAGAACUGCAAUAAAAGAAGUGCCGUUGAGGAUCAAGUCAUGGUCUCGUCUUCGUUACUUGGUAAUGUCAUACCAUGAAAACCUCAAGGAAUUCCCACAUGCUCUUGACACCAUCACAAUGUUGUCUUCUGAUGAUACCGAAAUGCAAGAAAUUCCUUUAUGGGUCAAGAAAAUGUCUCGUCUCGAGACACUAUUACUAGAGGGAUGCAAGAAGCUUGUAACAAUCCCACAGCUUUCUGAUUCCUUUUCAAACAUAGGGGUAACAAAUUGUGACUCACUAGAGAGGCUUGAUUGCUCCUUUCACAAGAAACCGAUGUAUAUCGGGUUUGUCAACUGCUUGAAGCUGAAUAAGGAAGCAAUAGAACUCAUCCAGGCUAGUAGUAGUACAUUUUCAAUCUUACCCGGAAGACAAGUGCCUUCAAACUUCACUUACCGAUCUAAUACCGGAAGUUAUGUGAUGGUGACUUUGAAACAAAGGCCUCUUUCUACUACCUUGAGAUUCAAGGCAUGUGUCUUGUUGGUAAAUACAUCUGACAAUGGUAGAUCAAUUGUGGUAUGCUAUCGUAUUAAGGACAAACACAAAGUCGGUGUUGUUGUUCCAUGGCGACGUGCACAUGGCUUUGGAGUGCCUCCCAUUUUAGCCUCCCAUUUGCUCACAUUUGAAUUUGAAGCUGAUGUGACGACGUCCAACGAGAUUUUCGUUGAGUUUGAUGUUAAUAAUGUUAACCAAACUGUGAUAAAAGGAUGUGGAGUACUCCAACUCUAA
Capsella rubella is the source of this 2823-nucleotide messenger RNA. Its product is annotated as probable disease resistance protein RPP1. The transcript has 5 exons. Gene Ontology annotation, biological process: defense response; signal transduction. The record is from RefSeq and is a predicted model, not a curated record. Lineage: Eukaryota; Viridiplantae; Streptophyta; Magnoliopsida; Brassicales; Brassicaceae. The coding region runs from base 40 to 2823 and encodes 927 amino acids. Gene Ontology annotation, molecular function: ADP binding.